GUACUAGAUAUUGGACAUUUUACUUCCCUGUAGAGAUUCUUUUUCCAGAGCAUUUUCAGAGCACCAAAGUCAAAAUAUUUCAGGAAAUAGAGAGAAUAUGGCCUCAUCAGGUGGAGACAAUUGCACUCUAUGUUAUGAUGAUGAUGGAACUUCUACAGAAGCUGUCACAUGGUGCACAGAAUGUGAGGUGCUCCUAUGUACAGGCUGUGAAAAACAUCACACAAAAUCAAAAGCAUCUAAAGACCAUAAAACUAUGACGACUAAAGACUACCAUAACUUACCAACAUUCAUGCACGAUAUAAGCAGUCAGUGCAGAGACCACAAGAAGAAGUUUGAGCUUUAUUGUUCUCUCCAUGCCUGUCCCUGCUGUGUACAGUGCAUCUCUGAUAAUCACAAAAAAUGUCAAGACCUAAAACCGAUGUCAGAUAUUCUGAAGCAAGUAAAAUCAUCAGCCUCAGUUCAACUUUUUGAAAAAGAUUUAAAGAAUGUAAAGGAAAACUUAGAGGAGAUCAUAAAAUAUUUGAAUAGCCAGAUGCACACAAACAAUAAUCAGAAAACAAAGGCUGCAGAACAAAUUCGAUCUAUGAGGAAGUCCAUGGAUGAUUUCUUAAACAAAUUAGAACAAAAAAUUCUUGAUGACCUAGAAUUGAAGCAUACACAGCUGAAAUCUAAGAUGAACGCUUUACUGCAACAACUGAAAACACAAGACAAUCAGAUAAACCAAUUGCAAAGUGAUUUUUCUAAAAUGACACAAUAUGCAACUGAGCUUCAAAUGUAUGUUGGUCUGAGAGAAAUAGAGAAAACUACAUCUGAAGCAGCAAAAUAUAUAGAUGAAUUAAAAAGUGGAGAUAAUUUUGAGGAAAAGAACUUAGAGGUAACUAUUUCAUCUGACCUGCAAUCAAUUUUGCGAGAGGUCAAAUCAUUCGGUGAUAUUCAUGUCAAUACCAGCCAAUCCAAUCUUCAAAUUAAGACGGGGAGAAAAGAUCAAGCACAGAACCUAGUUCCAACUUUUCCUACAAUUGGAGACAUUAAACUAACAAUGUUGAGAACUCUGACAUUUCCAGAAAAUAUGAAGUUAACAAGUGCACCUGCCUUAAGGAUAUUACCUGAUGGUAAAUAUCUAAUUCUUAAUCACGAUUCUUUAUUUGAAAGUGAUGCCCUGCUGCUAUUUGGUAUAGAUGGCAUCUUUGAAAGAAAAGUAUUCACAUUCACAGAAUAUCCAUAUUGUGUUUGCUAUGUCAGAAAUAAUACAGUGGCUGCCACAUUUGGAUACACAAACAAGACAGUACUAGUGGAUGUAGAAACGAAAAAAGUUAUUCAAACAAUUAAAGUUUCUCAUGAAUGUGGUAGAGUAGCAAGUGAUAGUAAAAUAUUGGUCAUCAACAGUGCGGAGAAAAUUACUAUUGUUAAUCUGAAUGAUAUGUCUCAAACAAUUGUAAAAGGAGUAGGAGCAACACAUAUAUCAUUAUUUGGAGGAAAUAUCUAUGGUACCCUUUUCAUGGAAAACAAAGUCUGCUGCUACAAAAUAACUGGAGAACUUCUCUGGACAUUUCAGCAUCAAGACAUUGUCGGUCCAGAAGGAAUUGCAUUAGACAAGUAUGGCUUUCUUUAUUUAGCUUCUCGUAAAAACAACAGAAUAGUGGUAGUAUCGCCAGAUGGUAAAACCUGUAAGACAAUUCUAUCAGAGGCUGAUGGAAUCAAUUUUCCUGUGAGCAUAGAUAUAAACAGAGAAACAGGAAUGAUGAUAGUGUCACGUAAAGUUAAGAAAACAAGUGCCAAGAAGGUUGAUAGUGGUGAUCAUUACCACACAGCGAUUAUUUAUAAAUUCUGA
Messenger RNA from Mytilus trossulus (common blue mussel), 1831 nucleotides. RefSeq lists its product as uncharacterized. Lineage: Eukaryota; Metazoa; Mollusca; Bivalvia; Mytilida; Mytilidae. The coding region runs from base 98 to 1831 and encodes 577 amino acids. Gene Ontology annotation, molecular function: ubiquitin protein ligase activity; zinc ion binding. The transcript has 2 exons. The record is from RefSeq and is a predicted model, not a curated record. Gene Ontology annotation, biological process: protein monoubiquitination.